CGAAAGGACAGCCGCGAUUGGAGGAAAAAUACAUUCACGGUUGGCGGCUGGCGCGGGAGGUGGAGUUGUUACGAGACGCGACGAUAAGAUGGCGGCAGAGGCAGUAGAGCUCCAUAAGCUGAAGCUUGCUGAACUGAAGCAAGAAUGUUUAGCCCGAGGCCUAGAGGCAAAAGGAAACAAACAGGAUCUCAUCAACAGACUUCAGACCUAUCUUGAACAACAUGCUGAGGACGAAGCAAAUGAAGAAGAUGUCUUGGGUGAAGAAACCGAGGAAGAAGAACAGAAGCCAGUAGACACUCCUAUCAAAGAAGAAGUGCCUAUGGAAAAAUCAUCAGAAGUGGGCACAGAAAAGAAAGUGGUGAAAAUUACUUCAGAAAUUCCACAGAUGGAGAGAAUGCAGAAACGGGCAGAGAGAUUCAAUGUUCCUGUGAGUUUGGAGAGUAAGAAGGCUGCAAGAGCAGCUCGGUUUGGUAUACCUACAGCUCCCGCUAAAGGUCUAGCUGCAGAUAGUAAGACUACAGUAAAUAUAGACAAAUUAAAGGAAAGGGCUCAACGAUUUGGCUUGAAUGUCUCUGCAAUCUCCAAAAAGACUGAAGAUGAUGAGAAGCUCAAAAAGAGAAAGGAGAGAUUUGGUAUUGUAACAAGCUCAGCUGGGGCAGGAACCACAGAGGACACAGAGGCAAAGAAAAGAAAAAGAGCAGAACGUUUUGGCCUCGUCUGAUCCUCGUCUUAGUGCUUACCUGUUUGGGAUGUGUCUUUUACACAUUCUCGUUCUACAUACCUAAUAAGAAAUACAGGUUUCUUCCUCACACAGAUGUUAGCUUUGCAUUUUAAAAGUAGCUGUUCAAUUGUGCCCUUCCUCUUUGGACUUGUACAUGAAACAUGUUUUGGAGUAUAGAAUAAAAGUGUUCUUUUUGAA
Messenger RNA from Heteronotia binoei (common prickly gecko), 919 nucleotides. It is a transcript of the gene SARNP, whose product is annotated as SAP domain containing ribonucleoprotein. Bases 89 to 721 code for a protein of 210 amino acids. Lineage: Eukaryota; Metazoa; Chordata; Lepidosauria; Squamata; Gekkonidae. Gene Ontology annotation, biological process: poly(A)+ mRNA export from nucleus. Gene Ontology annotation, cellular component: nucleus. The record is from RefSeq and is a predicted model, not a curated record. The transcript has 11 exons.